Molecule: messenger RNA, 2812 nt
Organism: Neoarius graeffei (lesser salmon catfish)
Lineage: Eukaryota; Metazoa; Chordata; Actinopteri; Siluriformes; Ariidae
Gene: naa40
Product: N-alpha-acetyltransferase 40, NatD catalytic subunit
Exons: 8
Coding region: 387-1103 (238 amino acids)
Cellular component (GO): nucleus
Molecular function (GO): histone H2A acetyltransferase activity; histone H4 acetyltransferase activity; protein N-terminal-serine acetyltransferase activity
Source: RefSeq, a predicted model, not a curated record
GGACAGAGAGAAAGAGGGAGGGAGGAAGGAAGGAAGGAAGGAGAGGAGGAAAGAAAGAAAAGAAAAGAGAAGAAAAGAGAAGAGAGUAGUGGAUGUAAUUAGCUGCCGGCUGUGCUGUUUGGCGCUAACCUGCUGGAGAGAUAAAACCCGGAUAAAUGUAGCAUGCGAGCUAAUAGCUAUUAUUUAUAUUGUGCUGCUAUGUUAAGUUAGCCGAGGCGGCUAACAGUUAGUUGUGGUACAGUAGUAGGUUAGCGUGCUCUGCUUAUUAGCGUGUUAUUAUUUCGGGUGUAUUAAAUAGUAGCUGCCUGAGGACACUUUUUUUUAUUUCUUUAAUAUUUUUGUUAACGUAUAAACAAUUAAUUGUCUUCGAGGUGAACAGCUACAAAAUGGGGAGAAAGUCAAACAGGGCAAAGGAGAAGAAGCAGAGAAGGCUUGAAGAAAGGGCAGCUAUGGAUGCUGUGUGCGCAAAAGUGGUUGCAGCCAAUAAGCUUGAAGAUCCUCUCUCGGCUUUUCCAGUGUUCAAAAAGUACGACAGGAACGGGUUAAAUCUGGAGAUCGAGUGUAAGCGGGUGACUGCUCUGUCUCCCAUCACUGUGGAGUGGGCCUAUGAACUGACCAGAGCUAACGUACAGACACUAUAUGAACAGAGUGAGUGGGGCUGGAAGGAGCGAGAGAAAAGGGAGGAGAUGAAGGAUGAAAGAGCGUGGUAUCUCCUGGCCCGUGAUGCCGAAUCUGCCCCUGUUGCUUUCUCUCAUUUUCGAUUUGAUGUUGAAUGUGGUGACGAGGUGUUAUAUUGUUACGAACUCCAGUUGGAGAGCAAGGUCAGGCGGAAAGGUCUGGGAAAGUUUCUCGUCCAGAUCCUGCAGCUUAUCGCCAACAGUACACAGAUGAAAAAGGUCAUGUUGACUGUCUUCAAACACAACCAUGGAGCCUACCAGUUUUUUCGGGAGGCCUUACAGUUUGAGAUUGACGAAACCUCGCCCAGCAUGUCUGGUUGCUGUGGAGACGAGUACUCGUAUGAGAUUUUGAGUCGACGGACAAAAUAUGGCGAGGUGUCGGGUCACGCGCAUGCUGGCAGCCACUGUGGAGGCUGCUGCCAUUAGGUGCUGGUCCUGCUGUUCUCUUACACUCCUCAUCUGAACCUCCAGUCAACAAUCAUGUUUGCCCUGCGUUUCCCCCAUAUCGCAUCCCCUUAAGCCUAGUUCAGUCAUGCAGUGUAGCCAAGAAGAACAAGGAAUGAACAGGAACCAAUCAGAACGCCACUGAUGUGUUCAUCUUUCAAUAACCGGUAUUUAACAGUGUUUAGAGAGAGAUCUUGCAGUAGGUUACAGUACAUAAGGGACUUGUAGAAGAGGAUCACCGUAAAUGAUGUGAUUAUGGUUUGGAUAGCUCCUUUCUUGAAUGUUUUUUGUCAUGUGUAAUGUGUGUGGAAUUGGAAAUGCAUAAUAAAAAUGCAAAGUGCAUUAUCCUUCAGUUACAAACUUGAUGCACACAGUGGUUCUCUUGUCCCAGUGUGAAUUGAAUCAUGUUGGGGAUGGCAGCAAACUUUAUUUGCAUAGUGUUUGCGUUUAAACAUCAUGAAAAAUUAUCCUAUCGCUCAGUAUUUUUGACUUCACUUAAGACCAUUUACUGAUUUUAUAAACUUUCGCUAUUUGUCAUCUAUGUGCUGGGUAUGUGGGGUUUUUUUUCUUUUUUUUUUUUUUUUUAAUAUUAAAUUGUUCACUAAAUUCAUUUGAAAGUGUUACUCUGCAGGCUGUAUAGGUAAGAAUUGAAAGCCACAUGGAUUUUGAGGUAUGUGUUACAUGGUGCUCUUAAUGACCGUACAAAGGUGAUGCAUUUUAAAGCUGUGAAGCAGUGACUGAACUAGGCCUUAGAUUAAUCUCUCCUCUAUGAAGGUCCUCCUUCUUCCUUGUUGUUGGUCUCCCCCCCCCCCCCCCCCUUUUUUUUUUUUUUUUAAUUAACUUAAUUGCUGCCCAUUACUUGAAGAAAAACAAAUGUAUUCCCUCUCCAGCUUCAUGACUCUUUGAAUAACAGGGAUGGCAGUAAUGCUUAUGUGACAGCUCUGUGUAGUGAACUUUUCCUCUCACCUCAGGAACCAGCAUGGUGAGUCGUACAUCUACACAUCCCAUGAUUGUGAUGAUAAUCACAACACACACCAAGGCUGGACUUGAUGCCUUUAGCCUACAGUUCUCUCUCUCCUAGGCUGUUGAUCGUUAUAGUGAGUUCAAGGGCAUGGCACACUGGCUGUUACUGCCAUUUUCUCUUGCUCUGUCAGGGUACUUGUACAUACAUUUUAACAAAAAUGCAAGGGGCUUACUUACGUGUUGUAUUCAGUUACUUAAAGAAAUACAAUGAAUGGCUUUGUAUUCUUUAUAAUCCCUCAAACUGGUCAGUCUCAGGUCAUUCAACUAAGUAAAACCUAUAUCAAAUAUUUUAUAACGGUUAUCCCUGUCUAAUCGAUGAAGGGGCUGAUACUUAUGGCAACACAACCGUAGUGUAGAAAAGUACUGUUUUUUUUUUUUUGUUGUUUUUUUUAAGUAUCAUAGCCUUCUUUUAUCAUCUCAAAACAUAAGUUGUGGGUUUUUUCUUUUUUCUUUUUUUUCCCUUAACUGUAUAUAAUCUGUUUGCUAUUUUCAUUUUAUUUGCCUUCAUAAAUGUCUUUGGAGAGAGCUCACCUUGAGACAAUUUAAAAGUGAUUUGUUUGAUAAAUGAGUAUUCCUGUCUCAUGCUUUGUUGUUGAUGCAGAAAGGGAAGUUAUUUCAGCUUUUGGUGUUUUAUUUGUAUGCAACAAAUAAACUGGGUUGACUCAGAA